Messenger RNA from Antechinus flavipes (yellow-footed antechinus), 5979 nucleotides. RefSeq names its product helicase for meiosis 1 (gene HFM1). Lineage: Eukaryota; Metazoa; Chordata; Mammalia; Dasyuromorphia; Dasyuridae. Bases 1 to 4662 code for a protein of 1553 amino acids. Gene Ontology annotation, molecular function: ATP binding; nucleic acid binding. The transcript is spliced from 39 exons. The record is from RefSeq and is a predicted model, not a curated record.
AUGACUCGGGGAUCGGCUCCGCCUGGCUCUGAGGUGCUGAGGCCUGAAGGCCAGUCCCUGACAGAGGCGCGAGGACGACGACUGCGGACGGAUGGACGCUCCGACCGACCCCGAGAGGUAAGGACAGCCGGGGGCGCCCCGAGUGCCCUUGGGCAAGGCACCGCCUUCUCCGGGCCUCAACUGAGAACCAUCCCAUUUUCAACAGAUGAUUGCCCUUUUUCAUUGAGUAGUUUGUUUUUUGUACGACCAGAUGAAGCCGAAGAGUAUACUGAUGAUAAAAGCCCGUCCUAUUGGUUUCUUCCACCUGCUCCACUGAUUUCUGAAAUUCCAGAUACUCAAGUAUUACAAGAAGAAUUAGAAGGAUUUAAAGUAUUAGGUAAAUUUUUACAUGUUUCUUUAAAAAGAAAGAGAACAUCCAGGAGGCAACAUCACCAGAUCGAAGAGUCCGUGGUAGGAACUGUGGGGCUUUCAGGACCCGACAGUGGUGUAGUAAUGCGUCAUGGGAGUGAUAGAGGGCCCUCAGAUUUUUUGAGUAAGAAGGUGACAUUCGUGGGCUUGGACUUCAGGAGCAUCCCUGAUGGUGGUGGGCUUGGUGAUGGGCUAGACGUGAGAGGGAAGAAGAGUCCAGGAUGUGUGAGCCUGGCGGCCUGGCAGGGCAUUGCCCUCACAGUAAUGAGGCAGGAGUUGGGGCUGAGAGACUGGAGGUCGCCGGAGACUCAGGACAAUUGCCAGCAUCAUGGUCCCCAUUUAAGAAGGGUGUCCAGCUCAGCUGCGUCUCCCUCUUUAGGCUGCACAUGGGCUUUCCAGAGGCCUAAGCAGGAACCUUCCUCUCCUCCUCUCAACUUCUUUUCAGAGUAUAAGCUCAUUCAGGAGCAAACAAAGAAUAAGGAAUUGUUUACCUCACAUUUGAACACUUCUAAUGAAACUACAAAUUUCAUGUCACCAACACAUGAAUUAGAGUUUGACUUUUACUCCAACAAAAGCAAAGAAAUGAAGCCAAACCUAGGAAUGACAGAUAUGGACAAUUUACUAGCUGGGCCUGCCAAGUUGACUUAUGGUUCUAUAGCUCAGAACCGAAAUCACAUCAGGGCUGUAGAGCCAAGUGAAACCAUUGUUUCAGAAAAUCUUAAAACUAAGAUGAACGAAGAGGACUUAUGGAAAAAUUGUUUUAGUAAGCAGAAGACACCAUAUCCAGAUGUUAAUCUCUUUACUACAAAGGAAGCUCUUUUUGCUUCUGAUCUUGGAGAAGGCAUUUUUGAAGCACAAAAUUCAACAAAUACUUCAGAGGCUUUUGGUAUUCAAGGGUCAGCAGAAAAAGAUUUUGAUUACUUGAAGUCUGUUACAGAAAUCCCUGUACAAUUUAGAAGCAUUUUCAAAGAAUUUCCAUAUUUCAACUAUAUACAAUCCCAGGCUUUGGAUGAUCUUCUUUAUACAGAUAGAAAUUUUGUGGUUUGUGCUCCAACUGGUUCUGGGAAGACUGUAAUCUUUGAACUUGCUAUAACAAGAUUAUUAAUGGAAGUUCCACUACCAUGGUUGAAUAUUAAAAUUGUUUAUAUGGCACCAAUAAAAGCUUUGUGUAGUCAGCGCUUUGAUGACUGGGAAAAAAAAUUUGGACCCAUAGGAUUGACUUGUAAAGAACUUACUGGAGAUACAGCCAUGGAUGACCUGUUUGAGAUUCAACAUGCCCAUAUUAUUAUGACAACCCCAGAAAAAUGGGAUAGCAUGACAAGGAAAUGGAGAGACAACUCAUUAGUCCAGUUGGUACGGCUCUUCCUCAUUGAUGAGGUACAUGUUGUGAAAGAUGAAAAUCGUGGUCCAACUCUUGAAGUUGUGGUCAGUCGAAUGAAAACAGUAUCUUCUUUAUCUCAAAUCUCAGAAAAUUCCAAGGCUGCUAUUCUGGUGAGAUUUGUGGCUGUCUCUGCAACCAUUCCAAAUGCAGAAGAUAUUGCUGAGUGGCUUUCAGAUGGCAAGAGGCCUGCUAAGUGCUUGAAAAUAGAUGAGAAUCAUAGGCCAGUGAAACUCCGCAAAAUUGUCCUUGGGUUUCCAUGGAGUAGUAAUCAAACUGAGUUUAAGUUUGAUUUAUCUCUCAAUUACAAAAUUGCUGGUAUCAUACAGACUUACUCCAACCAGAAACCAACUCUUGUGUUUUGUGCCACAAGGAAAGGGGUGCAGCAAGCAGCUUCAGUUCUCUCAAAAAAUGCUAAAUUUGUCAUGACAAUGGAACAGAAACAAAGGUUACAAAAGUAUACACAUUCCAUAAGAGAUUUCAAACUGAGAGAUCUCUUAACAUGUGGCGUUGGUUACCAUCAUGCUGGUAUGGAGCUAUCAGAUAGAAAAAUUGUUGAGGGAGCAUUUACUGUUGGAGACUUACCAGUCCUUUUUACAACCAGUACUUUAGCUAUGGGAGUGAAUUUGCCAGCCCAUCUAGUAGUUAUAAAAUCUACAAUGCACUAUGUUGGAGGAAUGUUUGAAGAGUACAGUGAAACAGAUAUUCUGCAAAUGAUCGGUAGGGCUGGUCGUCCUCAAUUUGACACUACGGCUACUGCAGUUAUCAUGACUAGGUUAAGUACAAGGGAGAAAUAUAUGCAGAUGCUAACUGGCACCGAUACCAUUGAGAGCAGUUUGCACAGGCACCUAAUUGAACAUUUAAAUGCAGAAAUAGUACUGUAUACCAUCACAGAUGUCAAUGUAGCUUUGGAAUGGAUACGUUCAACCUUGCUUUACAUCAGAGCCUUGAAAAAUCCAGCUUAUUAUGAUUUUUCCUCUGGAUUGGAUAAAAAGGGAAUUGAAUCAAAAUUACAAGAAUUGUGUUUGAAGAAUUUGAAUGAUUUAUCUUCUGUUGACUUGAUAAAGAUGGAUGAAGGUGUUAAUUUCAAAUCAACUGAAGCAGGAAGAUUAAUGGCAUGGUAUUAUAUUACAUUUGAGACAGUGAAGAAAUUUUCUACAAUUAAGGGAACAGAAACUUUAUCGGAACUGGUCACGAUGAUAGCCAGCUGUAAAGAAUUUCUAGAUAUACAGUUAAGAGUAAAUGAAAAGAAAACACUGAACACUUUAAAUAAAGACCCAAACAAGAUAUCUAUCAGGUUUCCAAUGGAAGGAAGAAUAAAAACAAGAGAGAUGAAAGUUAACUGUCUCAUUCAGGCUCACCUGGGAUGCCUUCCUCUCCAGGACUUCACUUUGACACAAGACACGGCUAAGAUUUUCAGAAGUGGCACGAGGAUUACAAAAUGGUUGUCAGAGUAUCUGGCUGCACAAGAAAAGAAGUUUGCAGUCUUAUUGAAUAGCUUGAUUUUAGCUAAAUGCUUUCGGGCUAAAGUUUGGGAAAAUUCCCAGCAUGUAUCCAAGCAGCUGGAAAAAAUCGGUGUUUCACUGUCAAAUGCAAUGGUAAAUGCAGGUCUGACUUCCUUUAAGAAAAUAGAAGAUAUCAAUGCUAGAGAACUUGAGUUGAUUUUAAAUAGACAUCCUCCUUUUGGAAACCAAAUCAAAGAAACAGUGAUACAUCUACCAAAAUAUGAACUUGAAGUUGAACAGAUUUCAAGAUAUAGUAACACAGUAGCUGAAAUCUUAGUGACAGUCUUCCUAAGAAACUUCGAACAGCUUCAGAUCAAAAGAACAGCACCAGAUUUUCACUACGUGACAUUGUUAAUAGGAAAUGCAGAUAACCAAGUGGUUUUUAAACAUAAACUUAUGGAUUCUGUUUUACUAAAAACUGGAAGUUGGAUUAAAAAAAUUGAUGUUAAAAGAGCAUUUCAAUCUGAAGAACUUAGCAUUAAUCUAAUUAGUUCUGAAUAUGUGGGACUUGAUAUUCAACAGAAGUUUACAGCCUUUUACUUAGGGCCCAACAAAACUGAAAAUGAAAUGAUUAUGCAGAAGAAUUUAGAAACAGAGACACAUUCAAGAUAUUCAGAUAGCUCUGAAAGCAGAGAUGAUGGUGCAGGAAGCACCUGCAACAGAAAGAAUUUUUGCAAAAUAGCUGGAAACAGAGACUGCCACCAUCACUGUAAAAAUAAAGAUACAUGUGGACAUGAUUGCUGUAAAAUUGGAGUUGCACAAAAGUCAGAAAUGAGAGAGUCAAUAUUUUCCUCCUAUCUAACUGAUUUAAGACACAGGGAUGCCACUUCAUCUAUUCCCCCAGUUAAACGCCUCAAGAUGCAGAUAAAUAAAUCUCAAAAUGUGGAUCUUAAGAAAUUUCGUUUUACUCCAAAAGCUUUGCUUCCAGUUUUUCCAAGGUCAAAAUGUACACAAACUUCUGCCUCCUCUUCACUGAAAAAAUGGGAUUCUCCUGAAGUCUGUGAAAAAUCCCAGCAACAACAGCAAUCAGCUCAUCAUGGAGAAAAGGAUUCUUUGAAUGUGAACUUUGAAUUGGGAGAUGAAGUUUGGGAUGAUUUCAGUGAUGAAAAAUUACUAAAUGCAAGUAGCUUCUUAACCCACAUGGAGAACAGAAGAACUUCAGGAAACACUUUGCUUCCAAGUGCCAUGGGAUAUAUGCCGCCACUCGGAAAGACAAUGAACAAAUUUCAAAGGGAAACUUCAAAUAGGCAAGUUUUAGAACCUUUAAUAGGACUUUUUACAAUUUUAUUUCCUUAUGAAAUGAAAUUUAAAAUGGAAAAAGAAAUACCAGAUUGUAUAGCUCAUGCUAUGAUGUUGUACUGUUUAAUCUAAAGCAUAUUGAUUUUAGAGCACUUAGGAAAAAAUAAGGCUUCAUUACUCCGUGUUGCCAUGAGAAAGUGGUAGCUGUGGCAGCAGAGGAAAUAAAAGCGUUCCCUUUGUUCAGGAACUGAUUUUCCAGUUCAUUAUCAACAUUAUGCCUGGCUGCAUUUUAAUUGUGAUAGUAAUAAUAUUUUAUUAAUUUUAUGAGGGACUCAUCAAUACUUGCGUUCCCUUAUCUGAUAUAAAUGGCAAUUUGCAUCAGUCAUUAAGCAUUUAAGGGCCUGUUAUGUGCCAGCCACUAUACUAGUCACUGGGAAAUACAAAGACAAAAAUAAAAUAUUUCUGUCCUCAAGGAACUUAUGUUUUAUCAGGGGAAACAACGUGUACAGAUAUAAGCAUAUACAACACAUGAUUCAGAUUCUCUGUCUUAAUAUGGAAUGGAAAGCACUUACUAUAUUCUGAAAACUGGCAAUAUGAACAGAAAAGUGAGACAAUUUCUGCUCUAAAGGACAUUCUGAUUGGAGGAGACGGCGUAGCGCAGGUGAGGGAUGGUGGUGUUGGCAGUGGGCCUGACUGGCUGGUGUCCUUGGGCAUCGACCAGAUUCAGGUUCUGUAGUAGAACAAAAAGAAGCACUUCUGGGUCAUUCAACAGCUAACCAAAAGGGAGGUUUGCUUAGCUAUAGCAUCAAGCCUGGGCACAUGUGGCCCAUCUCAUCUUCAUGGUGAAGUCCAUCUGUUCAGCAGUGUAAAGCGGGGGUCUCAUACAUGUUCUCAGGACAGUGGCCAAGCCUGAAGGACCUUGACUCCCCAUGGCAGGGGGGAAGGCCCAGGAAGUUGCAUCAAAGGAGGAAUGAGCUGAAUUUUGACAUCAUCCCUUCCACACUACUCUGAGGCUAGUCAAGGCCUGGGAAUGGCUUUGUUCUUCUUCAGGAGAAAACUAGCUGGCCCAUGUUUGGGAGGAAGAGGGUGGGAUUUGGGAAUUCUGACAGUCAUUGGUCCUGUUUAAGAUGGCAAAGACCAACCAGUUAGCUGGCACAUAAAGCCCAAUCAAAGCCAAAUUUGCCUUUUGCCAGCAGAGUUUUCUAGGCCACAGUCCUUUCCUUAGCACGGGAGAGAAUUCUCUGGAGAAGAAUUUUAUCUUAUUCACAUUCCUAUACAACUUUCCAUUUAUCAUUCUUCUUUCCUCACCAUGGGCCCGUGAAAAGGGCAGAUCAUAAAGUUCUUGUUUUGCUUAUGAGCAAAGUCAGAUUCUGAGAAAUUUUACCACUGUGAAAAUAAUUGCAAAUGUAAUUUUAAAAAAAUACUAUUAAUUAAAAAUUAAAACAAACA